Molecule: messenger RNA, 963 nt
Organism: Australozyma saopauloensis
Lineage: Eukaryota; Fungi; Ascomycota; Pichiomycetes; Serinales; Metschnikowiaceae
Gene: PRS1
Product: ribose phosphate diphosphokinase subunit
Exons: 1
Coding region: 1-963 (320 amino acids)
Biological process (GO): regulation of cell size; ribonucleoside monophosphate biosynthetic process; purine nucleotide biosynthetic process
Cellular component (GO): cytoplasm; ribose phosphate diphosphokinase complex
Molecular function (GO): ribose phosphate diphosphokinase activity; magnesium ion binding
Source: RefSeq, a predicted model, not a curated record
AUGUCAUCGAACUCCAUCAAAUUACUAGCCUCCGACGUUCAUCGUGGACUUGCCGAACUCGUGGCUUCUCGUCUCGGUCUCAAGCUUACCCCCAGUGAGCUCAAACGUGACUCCACUGGCGAGGUGACCUUCAGUAUUGGAGAGAGUGUCAGAGAUGAAGACAUUUUCAUCAUCUGUCAAAUUGGCUCCGGUGUGGUCAAUGACCGUGUGUUGGAGCUUUUGAUUAUGAUCAAUGCCUGUAAAACCGCCAGUGCUCGUCGUAUCACUGUGAUUUUGCCUAACUUCCCCUACGCCAGACAAGACAGAAAGGAUAAGAGUAGAGCACCAAUUACUGCCAAGCUUAUGGCUGAUAUGUUGACCACUGCUGGAUGUAACCAUGUCAUUACCAUGGACUUGCACGCCUCGCAAAUCCAGGGUUUCUUCGAUGUUCCAGUCGACAACUUGUACGCUGAGCCCAGUGUGGUGAGAUACAUCCGUGAGCAUGUUAGCUACAAGGAAGCCAUUAUCAUUUCUCCAGACGCUGGUGGAGCCAAGAGAGCUGCCGGAUUAGCUGACCGUCUUGACUUGAACUUUGCUUUGAUUCACAAGGAGAGAGCCAGAGCUAAUGAGGUGUCAAGAAUGGUGUUGGUCGGUGACGUUACGGAUAAGAUCUGUAUCAUUGUGGACGACAUGGCUGACACUUGCGGUACUUUGGCCAAGGCCGCCGAGGUGUUGUUGGACAACAAUGCCAAGGAGGUGAUUGCCAUUGUCACCCAUGGUAUCUUGUCUGGAAAUGCCAUCAAGAAUAUCAACAACUCCAAGCUCAAAGCCAUUGUAUGCACCAACACCGUUCCUUUCGAGGAGAAGCUCGAUCUCUGUCCAAAGCUAGAUACCAUUGACAUCUCUGGUGUGUUGGCCGAGGCCAUCAGAAGACUUCACAACGGUGAGAGUAUCUCAUACUUGUUCAAGAACGCACCAUUAUAG